AUGGAGUCGAGAGAAGGUCCCGGCCUGAAGGCCGUCGCGAACGAGACUCAAAGCUUCGCAUCGAGGACCACUAGAGAGGGCAAGAAGUAUUCGUAUGAGUUGUUGGUGCUUCAGCAGCCUACUCGUGCCAGGGCUUGUGGAGCUGGAGCGAAGUCCUCAGCCGACCGUCGACCAGUAGACCCGCCGCCGAUUGUGCGACUCAAAAUCUUCGAGGUGGACGACCAGUCGAAGAACGAUGUUACCUUCGGUAUGAACGCAAACUACUUCUUGUUUGCCACGCUGGAACAAGCUCGAGUCAUGGCCAAUGGCCGUGUGGGCUCGCAAGACCAGAAAGGCUUGACUGUCCUGACCGGCACACCUGUCGCGGGCAUGGUCUGUUUGGAACGCCCUGAUCCGGCCGGCUACUUCAUCUUUCCGGAUCUUUCUGUACGCCACGAAGGAUAUUACCGGCUCAGCUUCAGUCUGUAUGAGGAGUUGAGGGAGGCCAAGGACGAGGACCAGGGCGAGGAGGUUCCACGGACCAACGGCAACGACGGAUCGCAUGUUACCCACAGGCUGGAAGUCAAGUCCAAACCCUUCCAAGUGUACAGCGCAAAGAAGUUCCCGGGUCUUACCGAGAGCACGUCGCUGAGUCGUACGGUCGCUGAGCAGGGCUGCCGCGUGCGCAUCAGAAGGGAUGUACGUAUGCGCAAGCGUGAGGGCAAGAGUGGGAAGGACUGGGAAGGCUAUGAGGAUGAGACUGCAGACGCCAGGGCACGCAUGUCUGCUACGCCCGAAGCAGCCGGUUAUGCAGCGCAUGGAUUUGAUCCCGUACCACGACCGCGGUCCAACAGCAAUACGAGUCACCACUCGAUAGCGCCGUCGCUUACCCUCUCACGACGACCUUCGCAGCAAGAGAUGAGCCAAGGUUAUCACCCCACUGCAUAUGGCACGGCGCCGCACACACCACAAUCGGCGUACCCUCAGACGUCACCUUAUGGUGCCUCGCCGGCCUCGUCGUACGCUCAAGCUCCCUUCGUGCAGCAACCCUCUUCAAUGCAGCCGCCUCCACCUCAGUACCAACAUCCAUCAUACCAGCAGCAACCUCCCAUGUCUCAAGCAGCGCCUCCACAGCACGGAUACUAUUCACACGGGUCCGCGGCACCUCCUCCUCCACCGGUUACAUCGUACAGCCCGUACCCGCCUCCACCGCCGACUUACGAAUCGCAAGAGCAGCAGCAUCACCGGAUGAGUAUGGAAUACAACCAUCCACAACAUGACCACCACCGGUUCUCUUCACAAUUCACGGCGCCACUUCCGCCGCCCGCUGUCCAGCCGAGCUAUGCACCACCCUCACAGUCCAACUACUAUGCACCCCCACCACCACAACAUCAACCGUCAUACUCCACUCCACAGAGAAGUAACAGUAUCGGCCACAAGCCUCUACCUCUCGAGCCGGUCCAGCCGCCAACACGGACCACUGGAGCCUCCACGCCCACCUCUGCGCGUGCCUUCUAUCCAGAGAACCGUUCUGAGAAGUUGCCACCUAUUGCCAGCCUCAACCACAACAUGCACGGCAGCAAACUCGAGCCCGCUGCGCCCAUCUCCACCGCCCCUCACAGCGGCUACCAAGCAACGUCCGCUGGUUCUCGGCUAGACUCGCACAAGCGCGGCUACGGAGAAGUCUUUCGUGAACAACACCAACCACUGCGGUAUGGCGCGCGGCCGAGCGAAUCUGGCAACAUCUACUAUCCCACCCCGACCGAGGUAGAUGACAACGACAGCACUGGCGGCAGCUACGAAGACUCUCAGCGCUAUGCCAACUACCGGCGAGCCGAUGGGCGUUCGGGACACCGUUAUCUCCAACAGCCGGAGGACGAGGUUCACGCAUGA
Saxophila tyrrhenica is the source of this 1872-nucleotide messenger RNA. RefSeq names its product velum formation- protein (gene VEL1). Lineage: Eukaryota; Fungi; Ascomycota; Dothideomycetes; Mycosphaerellales; Extremaceae. Bases 1 to 1872 code for a protein of 623 amino acids. The record is from RefSeq and is a predicted model, not a curated record. The transcript has 2 exons.